Molecule: messenger RNA, 4878 nt
Organism: Manis javanica (Malayan pangolin)
Lineage: Eukaryota; Metazoa; Chordata; Mammalia; Pholidota; Manidae
Gene: DPYSL2
Product: dihydropyrimidinase like 2
Cellular component (GO): cytosol; cytoplasm
Molecular function (GO): hydrolase activity, acting on carbon-nitrogen (but not peptide) bonds, in cyclic amides
Source: RefSeq, a predicted model, not a curated record
AGCCCUCCUUCCUUUCCAUACACCUUGCAUUAGGCGGAGAGAGGCAGCCGGGGCAGCAGCCAGGGUUUGUGCACAGAGAAAGGCCGACUUUAGGGACCUGCAGACGGACGGAAGGACGGAAAGGACCCUCCCUUAGCUCCCGCGCGAUGGCCGAGAGGAAGCAAUCCGGGAAGGCGGCAGAGGACGAAGAGGUCCCUGCCUUUUUUAAAAACCUGGGCUCAGGCAGCCCCAAACCCCGGCAGAAAUUCUGUGGCAUGUUCUGCCCGGUGGAAGGGUCCUCGGAGAACAAGACCAUCGACUUCGACUCGUUGUCGGUGGGCCGGGGCUCGGGGCAAGUGGUGGCUCAGCAGCGGGACGUCGCCCACUUGGGCCCGGACCCGCAGCCACUGUACUCCCGGCAGGGCCGGCGCGCCGGCGGGGAGCCAUCUGUUGAAUCCGGCCGGAAGGUGGAGAUCCGGCGGGCCUCGGGCAAGGAAGCCCUGCAGAACAUCUACGACCAGAGUGAUCGUCUUCUAAUCAAAGGAGGUAAAAUUGUUAAUGAUGACCAGUCCUUCUAUGCAGACAUAUACAUGGAAGAUGGGUUGAUCAAGCAAAUAGGAGAAAACCUGAUUGUGCCAGGAGGGGUGAAGACCAUCGAAGCCCAUUCCAGGAUGGUGAUUCCUGGAGGGAUUGACGUCCACACCCGCUUCCAGAUGCCUGACCAGGGAAUGACCUCUUCUGACGACUUCUUUCAAGGCACCAAGGCAGCCUUGGCCGGGGGGACCACCAUGAUCAUUGACCAUGUCGUGCCUGAGCCCGGGACGAGCCUGCUGGCCGCCUUCGACCAGUGGAGGGAAUGGGCCGACAGCAAAUCCUGCUGUGACUACUCUCUGCAUGUGGACAUCACCGAGUGGCAUAAGGGCAUCCAGGAGGAGAUGGAGGCCCUGGUGAAGGACCACGGGGUAAAUUCCUUCCUGGUGUACAUGGCUUUCAAAGAUCGCUUCCAGCUAACAGAUUCCCAGAUCUAUGAAGUACUGAGUGUGAUCCGGGAUAUUGGCGCGAUUGCCCAAGUCCACGCAGAAAAUGGUGACAUCAUUGCAGAGGAGCAGCAGAGAAUCCUGGAUUUGGGCAUCACAGGCCCUGAGGGACACGUGCUGAGCCGGCCUGAGGAGGUGGAGGCCGAAGCGGUGAAUCGUUCUAUUACCAUCGCCAACCAGACCAACUGCCCCCUGUACAUCACCAAGGUGAUGAGCAGGAGCGCGGCCGAAGUGAUCGCCCAGGCCCGCAAGAAGGGAACCGUGGUGUAUGGCGAGCCCAUCACCGCCAGCCUGGGGACUGAUGGCUCCCACUACUGGAGCAAGAACUGGGCCAAGGCCGCAGCGUUUGUCACCUCCCCACCCCUGAGCCCCGACCCGGCCACUCCGGACUUUCUGAACUCCUUGCUGUCCUGUGGAGAUUUACAGGUCACAGGCAGUGCCCACUGUACUUUCAACACGGCCCAGAAGGCUGUCGGGAAGGACAACUUCACCCUGAUCCCUGAGGGUACCAACGGCACCGAGGAGCGGAUGUCCAUCAUCUGGGAUAAGGCCGUGGUCACCGGGAAGAUGGACGAGAACCAGUUCGUAGCCGUGACCAGCACCAAUGCAGCCAAAGUCUUCAACCUGUACCCCCGGAAAGGCCGCAUUGCUGUGGGGUCUGACGCUGACCUGGUCAUCUGGGACCCUGACAGCGUUAAAACCAUCUCUGCCAAGACCCACAACAGCUCUCUCGAGUACAACAUCUUCGAAGGCAUGGAGUGCCGUGGCUCCCCUCUGGUGGUCAUCAGCCAGGGCAAGAUUGUCCUCGAGGACGGCACCCUUCAUGUCACCGAAGGCUCUGGACGCUACAUCCCCCGGAAGCCCUUCCCUGAUUUUGUUUACAAGCGUAUCAAGGCGAGGAGCCGACUGGCGGAGCUGAGAGGGGUUCCUCGUGGCCUGUACGACGGACCCGUGUGCGAGGUGUCUGUGACCCCCAAGACAGUCACUCCAGCCUCCUCGGCUAAGACCUCUCCGGCCAAGCAGCAGGCUCCGCCUGUCCGGAACCUGCACCAGUCUGGAUUCAGCCUGUCUGGUGCUCAGAUCGAUGACAACAUUCCUCGCCGCACCACCCAGCGCAUCGUGGCCCCCCCGGGUGGCCGAGCCAACAUCACCAGCCUGGGCUAGAGCUGCAGGGCCACCGUCCACCUGGGGCUGGGGGCCGGGACACACCUGAGGACAUUCUGAGAGUUUCUUCCCUCCUUUUUUUUUUUUUAAGAGCCUGUGAUAGUUACUGUGGGGCAGCCAGUCCACGGGGACCCCUGGAGACAUUGACCUUGUUCACCCACGUCCCUAUAUGUCUACGAAUAUGGCACCCAACCCCAUACAUGACUGCAUCCAGCACUCAGACAUGCGAAACAAAAGCACCUCACAGCGAGGGCGGUUUUCCUGUCCAGCCUCUGUCGUAUCUGUUCUCAGCUUCCUUUUCAUGGCGGGAGUGGGGGAUAGAGUGAACUGCCCAGAGCUGCAUUUUUCUUUUUAAAAUUUUAAACAUGUUUUCUUUGUGGGGCUGGGGGAGGGUGGGUGGGGGUGGGGGGAGUUUUUUUUUUUAGUACUACACGGGAAGCCGAAUCACUAUUCACACUAGGGGUUUGAACUGGGCAUCUGAAGGAUGCAGUUGUACACCCACCGAGCUGACCCGGAGUGGUCGGCAGACUUGUCCCAUCUCUCCUGAGAGGCUCUGGAAUGUCUGCAUCGUCAUUCCAUAAUCUGCUGGGUCAACGUUUGAUAAAGAGCAGGUGUUCUUUUUGGCCUAGAUCUUGCUGCAGAUUCAAUUUUUUGAGGAUUCCCUUCUCUCCUCUCUUCUGUUCUCUCUCUAGCUUUUACAUUCAUGCAUAUUUUCACUUCUGUCUCUGUGUUUCCUCUAGCCCUUGUUUCUGAGAGGAUAUUUUUUCUCUCCUUCCCCCAUUGUCUUUUCAGAUGACCAGGUCUACCGUCUACUGUAGUCCUAAGAAUCUGCCUUGCAGGAUGUGAGCUUUGUCCCCCUAGAAUACUCUGUCCUCGUCCAUAUAAGGCUGGUGCCACCCACCCCCCAUCACAGGGAUAUGCGUUUGAGUUUAAGACGCUUCCCAGGUUCAGAGAAAGACCGAGUUAUUCACCAACAGUGUUACCGGUGACCUGUCACAGAACAGAACCUCCAUAGAGCCGGGAUGUUGAAGAAGUCAGGGUGUAGGACUUGAGAGUUUUUUUCCUCCAUGCAGUGUUAAUUGGCUGAAGACAUGAUCAAAUCUAAAUUGAGCCCAGAACCCAAGGAAGCCAGCCAGCUCCAAGCCAGCCACCAGCUCACAGGGGUGGCACUUUGUGGCAAAAAAAUACUUUUUCUUAUCCAGUUAUUUCAAAAGAUAUCAUGCAGUAGUUCCCCCAUAUCCAUGGGGAGGCCUUCUGAGACCCCAGGGGAUGCCUGAAACCCUGUGUAUACUGUUUUAUCCUAUACAUGCAUACCUGUGAUAAAGUUUAAUUUAUAAAUUAGGCACAGUAAGAGAUGAACAAUAAUAAAUAAACUAAGACAAUUAUAACAAGAGACUAAUAAAGGUCACAGGAAUGUGAUCUCUCAAAAUAUCUUAUUAUACUAUAUUCAUCCUUCUCGUGAUGGUAGGAGGUGAUAAAAUGCUGCGUGAUGAGAUGAAGAGGCGAACAGCGUAGGUGCUGUGACGUCGUGUUAGGCUAUAUGGACCUGACAAUAUGUCAGAAGGAGCAUCAUCUGGACCACAGGUAACAAACUGCAGAAAGCAAAACCCCGGGUAACAGGGGGCUGCCAUAUAGGGAGGCCUUCCAAACAGCAAAUUUGACUUAGAAAGUCCAUUUUACUUUGCAAGAGUAAAAAUCUGUUUAAUGAGUGACAGGGUGAUGUAUCAUAACUGUUCGGGGGCGGGGGGGGAAAUACCAAAUGUGUGGCGCCUUUGAGACCACAGGUGACCUGGUGUCCCCAUGCCUUCUGCUCCUUGUCUCAGUGACUCUUGCCACCAGCUGCCUUGUGCCCACCCUGUCUGCGGAUUGUGUUGCGUUUCCUCCCGUGUGCGUGCGUGUACAGGUUCUCCUAAGCCGCGCUGUUUGCCGCUUUUAUAGAACCCAGUCCGCUCUUGUGAAGCAUCGCAGACACAAGUGGGUCACUGUGUCACCGCCCGUGUCUCUCCACACUUGUCUUGCCUCUGGGAUUACGGUUGAGGUUUCUUUUGUUGUUGUUGUUUAUUUGUUAUUUUGAAAGUAAAUUGCACUUUUAAAGAAGAAUAAUUGGUUAACUUAAUAUAUUUGCUUUUGUUCUCUCCUGUACUUAGAGGAAAUUUGAACAAGUUGGAAAAAAACCCGUUUUUUGUUUCAAUUCUGAGAAACACUUGCAGCUCUUCAGGGUUCACUUGGGCCUUCCUGUUUUCCCUGUGCCAGGUCAGGGUAGUUUUGGUUAUUUUGAUUGUUUUCUCGAAAAAAACUUGAGACCUGAAGAUUUCCGCAGGCUGUAUAAGCAUGUCUCCCUCUUGGCUUGCUGUGUGUCUGUUAAACGGAUGUCAUAUGUAAAUGCUAAGAUAAACUGACAGUGUCUCAGAGCUGAAUAACCGCAGUGACUUGAUGCUCUAAAACAGUGUAGGAUUUAAUACUAGAUGGUUUUUAAUCCUUGGAAUUGUGAUUGUGACCCAUGAGUGGAGGAAGUUCCAGCGCUGAAGCUGAUCAUGUGUGUAGCCAGAAAAAUACCCCUUUUUUUUUGUAACCACUGUCUUAAUGGCAAAAUAAUUAUGGUAAAAAAAAAAAAAACAAGUCUCGUGUUUAUUAUUCCUUAAGAACUCUGUGUUAUAUUACCAUGGAACGCCUAAUAAAGCAAAAUGUGGUUGUUUCA